Messenger RNA from Merops nubicus (carmine bee-eater), 1381 nucleotides. RefSeq names its product tripartite motif-containing protein 2-like. Gene Ontology annotation, biological process: negative regulation of translation; proteasome-mediated ubiquitin-dependent protein catabolic process; protein polyubiquitination. The record is from RefSeq and is a predicted model, not a curated record. NCBI's taxonomy places the organism in Eukaryota, Metazoa, Chordata, Aves, Coraciiformes, Meropidae. The transcript is spliced from 6 exons. The annotation marks the transcript as partial. Gene Ontology annotation, molecular function: protein binding; ubiquitin protein ligase activity; translation repressor activity.
GCACCAAAGGAAGAAACAAAGGGGAAUUUACAAAUCUUCAAGGUGUAGCUGCAUCUACAAAUGGAAAAGUAUUAAUAGCAGACAGUAACAACCAGUGUGUGCAGAUAUUUUCCAAUGAUGGUCAGUUCAAAAGCCGUUUUGGCAUACGAGGAAGGUCUCCCGGCCAGUUGCAGAGGCCAACAGGAGUGGCUGUGCAUCCCAGUGGUGACAUCAUUAUUGCAGAUUAUGAUAACAAAUGGGUUAGCAUAUUCUCAUCAGAUGGCAAAUUUAAGGCCAAAAUUGGGUCUGGAAAGCUCAUGGGCCCUAAAGGUGUUUCUGUGGAUCGUAAUGGACACAUCAUUGUAGUGGACAAUAAAGCAUGCUGUGUCUUCAUCUUCCAGCCAAAUGGGAAGAUAGUCACCAGGUUUGGUAGCCGAGGAAACGGUGACAAGCAGUUUGCAGGUCCUCAUUUUGCAGCUGUAAACAGCAACAAUGAGAUUAUCGUUACAGAUUUUCAUAACCAUUCUGUCAAGGUAUUUAACCAGGAGGGAGAAUUCAUCCUGAAGUUUGGAUCAAAUGGAGAAGGAAAUGGACAAUUUAAUGCACCAACUGGAGUAGCUGUAGAUUCUAAUGGAAAUAUUAUCGUAGCAGACUGGGGAAACAGCCGAAUACAGGUUUUUGAUGGAAGUGGAUCAUUUUUAUCUUACAUUAACACCUCUGCCGACCCACUUUAUGGUCCCCAAGGUCUGGCCCUUACUUCAGAUGGCCAUGUUGUAGUUGCAGACUCUGGAAAUCACUGCUUCAAGGUCUAUCGAUACUUACAGUAGCAAUGAGCUCUGGAGCUGGAUGAUCGUCCACCCUUAAGAAAAGACUGGACCUAGAGAUCCAAUGCAGGAUGUCUCCUACUUUAAGUUCAUUUUUAAUAAUGAAGGAGUCUCCUAUGGACUUCUUGUGUUAAUUUCCAAACUUACCUUGUUUACAUAGGACUUACACCUCUUGCGUUUCUCACUGAACUUUGUGUUAUAAGGGUUAAUACACAAAAUCCUCUUUAACUGAAUUGAUAAAGACAACGCGAUAUUAAACACAAACUGCAACUUAUGGAACUGGAAUUAACUAAUUAGGCAAAAAUGAGAAAAAUCUGGGAAAAAUCCCCAAAGCUUUUUGAAGACUGCGAAGGGUAGCUCCUGCUUGGAGCUUCCAAAUUUCAAGAAGUAUCAUUGUUAUGCAUUAUUUAACCCAGAGGUGAUCCUGGGAAUCUUCUAGAUCUCAUUAUCUAUCAUGGUAGGUAUUAUUACACUUUUAACAUUCUCCAGUCGUACUAUCUAUAACAAGUAGGUCCUUUUAGUAUAAGGUUAAGUCUCACAAAAUCCGUCUAGCUCUAACUGUCAGACUAACACAGCUC